This is a messenger RNA of Meloidogyne enterolobii, 2199 nucleotides long. The record is from the annotation of a GenBank genome assembly. Lineage: Eukaryota; Metazoa; Nematoda; Chromadorea; Rhabditida; Meloidogynidae.
AUGAGAAAUAUUAAGAAUUCUUCAACAGUGAUCAAUAAAAUAAAGAAAAAUAUUAAUACUUCUACAUUUACAUUAAAACAAAUUUUGGCAUUAUUAACAGAAGAAAUAGAGCAAAGCAAAAUAGAGGCUAACAAUGCAUUGUUUAUGGAUUUAGUUCUCUUAUAUAUUAGUUUGCAACUAUCAUGCGGUUAUUCAAUAGCUAUUCUGCAAGCUAUUACAGAGUUCAAUUGUUUUAAUCCUUUUUCAAAAUCUAAUACAGAAAUGACGACAAUGAAAAAUAAUUUCAAAAUAUUUUGGCAGUCUAAUGCAUUAAGAAUAGGUGAUCUGGAUUCACCCGGGUGGUGCAACACCCCACAAUUAAAUGAUUUCGAGUAUAUUGAUUUUUUGGAAAGCUAUGAGAAUAAAAUUGCGGGAACAAAGGCUAGAGCGUGUUUAAUUGAAAGCGAUGAGGCGGCCAAAUUAAAACAAAAUGGGGCGUCUCAAAUUGAAUUUUCUCGUAAACUUGAAAAAAUACGGGAACGUUACUAUUGGCAGCCUAUAAAAAUAGGAGUAAAUGUAGAAGCAUACGAGUUUACGUCAAGAUUUACAUCCUUUGAUGAAGUUCAACAGUUUCUUUAUUAUUUUGACGAGGCAGAAGAAUUCAUCUAUAAAAUUCUAAAUCUUUUUGGUAUUUGUGCACCGGGCGUUACCUUAAACAGCCAAGAAGACCUUCUACGAGCUUUUUCAAGAGAUCUUUUCCCCUCCUUCAAAAUCAUCACAAGGAAGCUUGAUGGCUUCACAAGUUUCUGUGAACAUUUUAUUUAUUUAAUGAGUGAAUCAGAGCGGAUGGAUACACAUAGAAGCCUUGCCAUAUCAAAUUCUUCAAAUAAUAACGAAAAGAAAUUGAGAGAAUUAAAACUGUUUGUUCGCUCAUUUGAAAAAGGAAAAAGACAAUGUGGCGAUGAUAUUACAAGCGAUAUUAUAAUUACAGUUUGGGCUUUCGCAUUCAACGAGAUGAUUCUUUUAAACGCUGCGGAUAUAUUCCCUCUUGAAUGUUCUCUCAAAAUCUUGCACAAAAAUUUAGACAAAGCGGGAUUAUCUAUUUGGGAAAUCUCAGAUAUGCUUGUUUCUGCUGAAGAUCCCCUGGGAUUGAAAAGAAUUUAUUUGGUUUAUUUGCGGCUUAUUAUUUUAUUGUUGAGAAAUUUGCCUUUCUCCUUUGAUGUUGAAAUUACAAAAAUCAAAAAUGUAAAGAUUAGUAGAUAUUCUGAGUGGAAAAUACAAACCAAAAGGGAAUUUCUCUUAUCUCUCUGGCACGGCGGCAAGAUUUCCCCUGUUCACGAAACUACAACGAGCAUUCAAAUUGCACAAGAAAGAGUCAAAAGAAUGCUGUUGAAAGAAUUUUCUGACCAACUGGAAAAUAAUUAUCUAGAUUGGUUAGGGAAUGAAUUCGAAAUGAUUUUUGAGCUCAUUUUAUUGUUUUACUAUGAAUUUCCACUUGGAAACAGAUAUGGGUUUUUUCAGGAGGAAACACCUCUAUUUUCUUCUCCGCUAGGAAACUCUCUGAGAAAUUCUGUUGUUGUUCAAGAAGUUAGAGUUGGAAUUUUAAAGCAUAUGGUCAAAAAUAAAGAGGCAUUUAGCAAUCGGCCUUUGCGCGCGUGUUGUUCUAACUACAUUCCACGUAAUAUAAUUUCAAUUGUGGAGAGGCAAUGUCUUCGAUUUCCUCAAAGUAUCUUCCUUACCAAAACAUUGGUUAUGAUGAAAAAUAAUUAUUAUCACGGAGGAAAAAUAAAAAAAGAUUCGCAAGCGCGUCUUUUACAGGACGGCGCAUUAAUAUAUUCAGAGUUAAAAGAAUUAGAAGAAUUCGUAGAAGAAAUGGAUGAUCUUUCUAGUAAAGAAACUGCAUCCAAAUUUACAAGAUUCAUUGAAAUUACAACCAAUAUAGCUUUAAGAAAUAGUGACAAUCUAAUUCCGAACGAUUACAUUUGGUUAAUUCUAUUAAAAAUAAUGAUUGACGUAAAGAAAUGUGUUGCGUACGAGAAAAUCGAAGAAGUCUUUACUUUGUGUCAAAUGUGUUGUCCUUGGAGUAAAUGUGUUAUAUUAGAGAUGAUGAGAAACCAUGAACAUGGGGAUGCUUUACUAGCAAAGUUGAAGAAGCUUACAAAAAAACAUGAAUUAAAUUGGUAUAUAUCUGAGCAAGAAGUGAAAAAAUAUUUAGAAUAA